Cuscuta campestris is the source of this 835-nucleotide messenger RNA. Lineage: Eukaryota; Viridiplantae; Streptophyta; Magnoliopsida; Solanales; Convolvulaceae. The record is from the annotation of a GenBank genome assembly.
CAGCCCGGCCCAUCCAUCCUCUCCCCCACACAUUUAUUUAUUUAUACCUCAACCUCUCCAUACAUCCAACUCAACAAUAUUAUUUCAUCACAAGAGAGGAGAAAAAUCUCAUCCUUUUUUGUUUUAAGACAAACAAAUUCAAAAAAAGAAGAAAAUAUUCUAAAUUACAAAGCACGUGGAGUGGAUGAUGAUGAUAAUGAAAAGGAUGGACAACAGAAGGUCGAACAGAGUGCUCUCCCAAACAGGCGUAGUGAUCAAGCAGAUACUGAAGCGGUGCUCCAGCUUCGGCAAAAAACACGCCGCCGGCGGCGGCGGCGGGGGGUUCGACCACCACCACCACGAAGACGGCCUCCCCCUGGACGUGCCCAAGGGGCAUUUCGCGGUGUACGUGGGGGAGAAGAGGAGCCGGCACAUUGUCCCCAUCUCCUUCCUGUCAAGGCCUGAGUUCCAAACUCUUCUUAGCCAGGCCGAAGAAGAGUUUGGGUUUGACUACGACAUGGGGGGCCUCACCAUUCCCUGCGACGAACCCUUCUUUCAAUCCUUGACCUCCUCCCUUACCUUGUUGUUACCUAGCUAGAUGUUUCCAAACUCAGGGGCGACAACUGACGACUUGAAAAAUCCGUGCAAAGAAAUUAAACAACAACAAAAAAUUAGAUGUGGAAAUUGUUAUGGCUUGUUUUUUGUUUUGUUUUUGUGCUCUCUUCUUCUGAUCAAGAAAGAAAGCAAAGUUGUAUAGUUUUUCCUCACUGUGUGUGGCGUGUUUGAUCUUCAGACGACAGUUGUAACCUGUGAGAGACUCUCGUAGUAUAGUCAUUAAUAAUAUUACUAAGUUGAU